UCACACUCUCUCUGCACGUGAACCACUCCACUCUACGCUCUCACUCUCUCUCUCGUCGCCGUCACUCCCCCUAAACCCCAGCCAGAAAUUCCGUAGAGCGAAGCGCAGGGCAAGAAGGCCAGUGGAGUGGCGAUAGCAGCAGCAGCAGCCAGUCGAACAGCGCCUAUCUUGUCUCUUCCUCCGCCGCCCGCCUCCUUUUUAAUCUCUCUCCCCGCAAGAAAAGCUCGGAUUCUUGGUGGUUUCCCCCUCCUCGAUCUGAGACUCUGCCUUGCUUUUGUCCUCCCCCAAAUGCCCGCCUCCCGCUCCCACUGAACCGAAUCCCGCCGCCGGUACAACCUUCCCCGCCGCUUCUUGGCUACGCGCUGUCGGGAACUGGGGGUUAUCCAAUGGGUGCCAGGGCGAGGGCCGUCUCGGCGCUGCUGGUGGCCACGCUCCUCCUCGGCGCCUUCGCCCCUCCCGCCGACGCGUCGUCGUACCCCCAAAAGGUGGUGACCGGGUUCCUCUCCAAUGCGGCGUCGGCGGUGAUGAAGCGGCUCUGGUCGCUCAAAUCCACGGCCAAGACAGCGAGCGGAGCCAAGUCGAUGGUGAAGUACGAGGGCGGGUACACCGUGGAGACGGUCUUCGACGGCAGCAAGCUGGGGAUCGAGCCCUACGCCGUGGAGGUCACCCAGGGCGGCGAGCUGCUCGUCAUGGACUCCAUGAACAGCAACAUCUACAGGAUCGCGCUCCCGCUGUCCCGAUAUAGCAGACCCAAGCUUGUUGCUGGUUCACCAGAAGGAAUUCCUGGUCAUAUUGAUGGGAGGCUGCGAGAGGCGAAGAUGAACCAUCCAAAGGGAUUUACGGUGGACGGAAGGGGUAACAUUUACGUGGCUGAUGCUAUGAACAUGGCUGUUAGAAAGAUCAGUGAUACAGGGGUUACAACGAUUGCUGGAGGGAAAUCAAGCAGAGGAGGGCAUGUUGAUGGACAAAGUGGCGAUGCAAAAUUUUCUACUGAUUUUGAAGUCCGUUACAUUGCCAGUAGUUGCUCCCUUCUGGUGAUUGACAGAGGAAACCAAGCUAUUCGAGAGAUUCCGCUCAACUUUGAUGACUGUGUGUAUCAGUAUGAAGCUGGUGUUCCUCUAGGAGUAGCUCUUCUUCUUGCUGCUGCUUUCUUCGGCUACAUGCUUGCAUUGCUCCAACGCAGGGUUUUGGGGAUGGUAUCAACAGAAGAUGAACCCCAGAUUCAACCAAAAGCCAGCAUCGCAAGCAUCCCUCCGUACCAGAUUCAGAAGCCACUAAAGCCUUCCCUUCGACCCCCGCUAAUCCCAACAGAGGAAGAAUCCGAGAAGCAAGAAGCUGAAGAGGGGUUCUUCACCUCAAUCGGCAAGCUGAUCGGAGGAGCCAAAUCAUCCAUCGUGGAGAUCGUCGGUGCAGCAUUUUCCAGGAAGAAGCGUGUCAACAUGCACCAUUACCAGCAGGGCAGAGCAAGCUCCUGGCCAGUACAAGAGAGCUACGCCAUCCCGCGCGAUGAGACACCUCCAGCGCUGGACUCAAGGACGCCGACCCCUCGCAAGAACUACGCGUUCAUGUCGAAGGAGCCAGAGAAGAUCCACCGCAUCCGGCAAGACGGCCGGGCUACCCAAUACAGCGGCUGGAAUGGAGAAUCACCUCAGCAGCAGCAGGUGCACCACCAGCAGUACCUGCAGCACAACAGGCAGUACUCCCUUGGACCACAGACCUUCUAUGAGCCGAGCUGCGAGGCGACCAACGAGAUCGUGUUUGGGGCUGUGCAGCAGGAGGGGGAUGGUGCUCGCCGCGCCAGCUUCAGUGAUGCGGUCUAUGAGCAGAAUGGGCUGCGGUACCGCAGCGGUUACAUGGGGUGAGAACCACAACGGUGUCCGGUAGAGGAUCGGGUGCUCUUUUUUUGCCAGCUACAUGAUUAGAUUUACUGCUGUUCUGCCGCCCAUGUUGUACUCCAUGUCUACAUGUAAGGUUAUGACAAGUGAAAGACUGAAGAGAGGAAGAGAAAUGUAGUACCUGUUCUCCGGGUUGAACCGUUGAUGGAAAAGCUGGGUUUUUGCUAGAAGAAUAUCGUGAACUUUGACUAGUAAUAUAUAUACUAAGAGAUAGAUUAUGUAUGUAUGUAAAUGAAUUCUGGUUUGAUGUGUUGGUCCUGAA
Messenger RNA from Lolium rigidum, 2157 nucleotides. RefSeq lists its product as uncharacterized. The coding region runs from base 387 to 1862 and encodes 491 amino acids. The record is from RefSeq and is a predicted model, not a curated record. The transcript is spliced from 7 exons. Lineage: Eukaryota; Viridiplantae; Streptophyta; Magnoliopsida; Poales; Poaceae.